AUGGGUGCUAUUGUUGCCCUGGCAGCUGGGUGUGAGGUGGCUGGGGAGGUGUCGCUCACCAACCUGGCGGUGGCGGCGCACAUGCGGGGCCGCGGACUGGGCCGACGAAUGGCGGUGGAGUUGCUGACACGUCUUGGGGUGGAACGCUACCCAGCGUUUCUGGAGGUCCGUACGGACAACACCGCGGCGCAAGCACUGUACCUCCGAUUGGGCUUCAUCACCGUCGGACUGCGGAAGCGGUACAACUCUGACGGCAGCGACUCCCUAGCCAUGGUACGGCAGCCGGGGCCGCUGCCGCCGCUGCUGCUGCCAUCAUUACCACCAUCACGCCGCCUCGAUGAUGGUGAUGGUGAUGAUGCCUAA
This is a messenger RNA of Volvox carteri f. nagariensis, 363 nucleotides long. RefSeq lists its product as uncharacterized. Bases 1 to 363 code for a protein of 120 amino acids. Lineage: Eukaryota; Viridiplantae; Chlorophyta; Chlorophyceae; Chlamydomonadales; Volvocaceae. The record is from RefSeq and is a predicted model, not a curated record. Gene Ontology annotation, molecular function: acyltransferase activity, transferring groups other than amino-acyl groups. The transcript has 2 exons.